Molecule: messenger RNA, 2313 nt
Organism: Trypanosoma theileri
Lineage: Eukaryota; Euglenozoa; Kinetoplastea; Trypanosomatida; Trypanosomatidae
Exons: 1
Coding region: 1-2313 (770 amino acids)
Cellular component (GO): nucleolus
Source: RefSeq, a predicted model, not a curated record
AUGCAUUACCGUGAUGUGUAUGUGAGCGAGAGGCGUGUGUCGUCUGUACUCUCUGAUGAUAAAAGUACCCUCCACAGUGGUACACUCCCACCGCCACGCUCAUCCACUGCGUAUGCCAAUCUUCGCAAAGAACAGCAGGAACCACAGUCUGCCUAUCGGUAUCAAUAUCAUCAUCAACAGCGUUCUGCAUUUGACUGGAACAGCAGUUAUGGGGAGGCUGUCUACAAUAACACCUCACGUGAUGAAAGUAUGCAUGUGGAGGUGAUACGGUUAACAAAUCAGGAACGUAACUGUAGGAAUGUCCCACCAUUGCGAGUGCCGACUGUAGAGACUACUAGAAUAAGAAUGAUGGAGUAUAACCCCAACAACAAUAAUAAUAAUUAUAAUAAUAAUAAUAAUAAUAAUAAUAAUAAUAAUAAUAAUAAUAAUAAUAAUAUCUUGAGACAACACAGCGCCGGUAUUGUUGGUAGUCGUAGUCGUAGUGGUAGUAGAAACCAAUUACAAGGUGCUCCGAUCUUGGAUGAUACGUUUGAGGAGAUUUAUACCGAAGAGGAUGGUGUUCAAAGGAAAACAAAUGCGGUCCAUCAUGGGAUUGGCGGUUCCUAUGCUGGUGGUACGGUUACGGCUACUGGUGCUGGUGAGAGUGAUGAAGGGCCAUAUGCCUCAUAUGAAGGUGGGUAUGAAAAGGAGGAUUACAGUGAAGAAGAGGAAGAGGAUUAUGAUGAUGAAGAGGAAGAAGAAGAUGAUGUCCCACGUAUUCCUAUCAUUGCUGGUCAAGUUAAUGGGAGAGUAAUGCGUGAUAUUCUCUAUGGUACACCCAAGGCGGGAGACUCCUAUCAAACACGACAAGAAUCGGGAAGACAACACAGGGAUCAUUCUGCUGGCUAUGAACGAGAAUACUCUUUACCGGAGAAUGACUAUAAAGAGACAUGGUCGCAGGGUGGGACAGAGAUGGAAAGUCCACCUCUGCAAACAUUACCCACAGCCUCUACACAGCGACAACAGUAUGAGAUGACUAAACGGGAAAAUAAGAGACGAAUGUCAGAGUCAUCUCCCACACAUCGUACAUGGCAUCCCACACCAGAGAGUCCCCCGGAGUCCGGGAAUGUAGUAAUGACAAACACAGGUGCCUUUGAGCCAUUUACUGCAGCAGAGCAGGAACGUACACACAGACGAGAUACACGUUCAGCAGAGUUACACUACAGAGAGAGAGUAAGUAAGAAUCUGGGAUCUUCACAUGCGCCAUUCGCCGAUACUGCAGAUGAACACACAGAGUAUGUGCAUAAACGGCGACAGACAUCAAGAAGAAGAAGUGAGAGACAUGCCCCGUACGCACAUGAAGAAGGAGAGGAAAGUCCAAAACUGCGUAAACAGAAAGCAAAGAAGAAGAGACAUCAACAACACGAUGAGGAGGAAUAUAAUGAUGAACGUGAAAAUGUGGAUGAAGUGCAUGAAAAGAAGGUCCGUCGUACAAAGGGGAAGAGGUCUCUAUCGCCUGAAGAACCAUCAUCCACAUCCUACCCAGCACCAGAGGAAGAAGAAGAAUCUGCAGUAUCUCCAAAGGCACCGAAACACAAGAAGAAGGGGAGCAGCAACAGCCACAGUUAUGAGAGUGGAACCAAGUCAAACAGUAAAGCAGAGACAGAAGAGCAUAAGAUGAGGCGGAAACACAAGCGAAAGCAAAAGAUCCAGCAGAAAGAAGAAGAAGAGGAUGUGGAAGAAGAAGAGGUGGGACCUCAGGGAGUCGUGUUUACAGCCACUGAAGUCUGUGCGUCAUCAAAGAAAACACCGGAAAAAGAAAAAGAAGUGAAAAAAGAAAAGGUGUUUUGCGGUAGAUGCUUUGGAGGGUCUGCAAAAGAAAAGAAACAUCAAAAGAAAGACGAAAAGAAAGAUGAUAAGCAGAAUGCCAACACACAGACGCAGAAAAUAGUUGAGCAGCCAAGUCCCAAAGCGAAAGAGGAGGAAGAAAAGGCGAAGAAGAUGAAAGAAGAAAAGGAGAAGAAGAUGAAAGAAGAAGAGAAAGAAAAGAAAAGGAAGAAGAGGGAAGAGGAAGAAAAGAAAAAGAAGAAGGAAGAGGAAGAAGAAGAAUAUGAUGAUGAGGAUGAAUACGAUGAGGAGGAAGAAGAUGAGGAGGAACCCCUUGUAGAACCCUCAAACUCCUCAUCUUUUCAUUCCACUAUUGAAGAAACUGUAGAGGAAACAACACGACGCCGUACAUCCCUGCGCCGUUCGGUCCACACAGACAGAGACGCAUGGCGACGACGUCGUCAUAUGGAGAACAGCGGUGUAGAUAACUGGAGUGAUGUGGACUAG